Molecule: messenger RNA, 3222 nt
Organism: Lipotes vexillifer (Yangtze River dolphin)
Lineage: Eukaryota; Metazoa; Chordata; Mammalia; Artiodactyla; Lipotidae
Gene: ELP1
Product: elongator acetyltransferase complex subunit 1
Exons: 28
Biological process (GO): tRNA wobble base 5-methoxycarbonylmethyl-2-thiouridinylation
Cellular component (GO): cytosol; elongator holoenzyme complex
Molecular function (GO): tRNA binding; protein binding
Source: RefSeq, a predicted model, not a curated record
AUGAGAAAUCUAAAGUUAUUUCGCAGCUUGGAGUUCAGGGAUAUUCAGGCUCCAGGGAAACCUCAGUGCUUCUCUCUCCGAACUGAACAGGACACAGUGCUCAUUGGCUCAGAACGUGGACUGAUAGAAGUAGACCCUGUCACAAGAGAGGUGAAAAAUGAAAUUCCUCUGGUGGCAGAAGGCUUUCUCCCAGAGGAUGGAAGUGGCUGCAUUGUUGGUAUUCAGGAGUUGCUGGAUCACGAGUCUGUGUGUGUGGCCACAGCUUCUGGAGAUGUCCUACUUUGCAAUCUUAACACACACCAGCUGGAAUGUGUCGGGAGUGUAGCCAGUGGUAUCUCUGUCAUGAGUUGGAGUCCUGACCAAGAGUUGGUGCUUCUUGCCACAGGUCAACAGACCCUAAUUAUGAUGACAAAAGAGUUUGAACCAAUCAUGGAACAGCAAAUCCACCAGGAUGAUUUUGGUGAAAGCAAGUUCAUCACUGUUGGCUGGGGCAGGAAGGAGACGCAGUUCCAUGGAUCAGAAGGCAGGCAAGCCGCCUUUCAGAUGCAAAUGCACGAGUCUGCUUUGCCCUGGGAUGACCAUAGACCACAAGUUACCUGGCGUGGUGAUGGACAGUUUUUUGCUGUGAGUGUUGUUUGCCCAGAGACAGGGUCUCGAAAGGUCAGAGUGUGGAGCCGGGAGUUUGCUUUACAGUCAACCAGUGAGCCUGUGGCAGGACUGGGACCUGCUCUGGCUUGGAAGCCCUCAGGCAGUUUGAUUGCAUCUACGCAAGAUAAACCCAAUCAGCAGGAUGUUGUGUUUUUUGAGAAAAAUGGACUUCUCCAUGGACAUUUUACACUUCCUUUCUUUAAAGAUGAGGUUAAGGUUAAUGACCUUCUCUGGAAUGCAGAUUCCACUGUGCUUGCAGUUUGGCUGGAAGACCUUCAGAGGGAAGAAAAUUCUACUCUAAAAACCUAUGUUCAGCUCUGGACUGUUGGAAACUAUCACUGGUAUCUCAAGCAAAGCCUGCCCUUCAGCACCUGUGGGAAGAGCAAGAUUGUGUCUCUGAUGUGGGACCCGGUGACCCCAUACCGGCUGCAUGUUCUCUGUCAAGGCUGGCAUUACCUCUGCUAUGACUGGCACUGGACGACUGACCGGAGCUCAGGAGAGAAUUUAAGUGACAUGGCAAAUGUGGCUGUUGUUGAUGGAAACAGGGUAUUGGUGACAGUCUUCCGGCAGAGUGUGGUUCCACCUCCCAUGUGCACCUACCGACUGCUGCUCCCACACCCUGUAAAUCAAAUCAUGUUUUCGGCACACCCUAAAAAGAGCAAUGACCUUGCUGUCCUAGAUGCCAGUAACCAGAUUUCUGUUUAUAAAUGUGGUGAUAGUCCAAGCAUAGACUCUACAGUGAAACUGGGAGCUGUGGGUGGAAAUGGAUUUAAAAUUUCUCUUAGAACACCUCAUCUGGACAAGAGCUACAAAAUUCAGUUUGAGAACAGUGAAGAUGAAGAAGUAAACCCACUGAAGCUCGGCCUUCUCACCUGGGUUCAGGAGGACGUUUUCCUGGCUGUGAGCCACAGUCAGUCCAGCCCACAGUCUGUCAUUCACCAUCUGACUGUGGCCCCUUCUGUGAUGGAUGACGAGCAGGGACAGCUCAACAUUAGUUCAUCUGUGACAGUGGAUGGGGUCAUAAUCAGUCUUUGUUGCAACUCCAAGACCAAGUCAGUAGCACUGCAGGUGGCUGAUGGUCAGAUACUUAAGUACCUUUGGGAAUCACCCUCUCUGGCUGUUGAACCAUGGAAGAACCCUGGUGGAUUUCCUGUUCGAUUUCCUUAUCCGUGCACACAGACCGAACUGGCCAUGGUUGGAGGAGAGGAAUGUGUCCUUGGUCUGACUGAUAGAUGUCGCUUUUUCAUCAAUGACGCUGAGGUUGCUUCAAAUAUCACAUCAUUUGCAGUACAUGAUGAGUUUUUAUUAUUGACGACUUAUUCCCAUACUUGCCAGUGUUUUUGCCUGAGACAUGCAUCAUUGAAAACAUUACAGGCAGGUCUGAGCAGCAGCCAUGUGUCUAAUGGGGAAUCUCUGCGGAAGGUGGAGAGGGGUUCACGCAUUGUCACUGUUGUGCCCCAGGACACAAAGCUUAUAUUACAGAUGCCAAGGGGAAACUUAGAAGUUGUUCAUCAUCGAGCCCUGGUUUUAGCUCAAAUUCGGAAGUGGUUGGACAAACUAAUGUUUAAAGAAGCAUUUGAAUGCAUGAGAAAACUGAGAAUUAAUCUCAAUCUGAUUCAUGAUCAUAAUCCUAAGGUGUUUCUUGAAAAUGUGGAAACCUUCAUAAGACAGAUAGAUUCUGUAAAUCAUAUUAAUCUGUUUUUCACAGAAUUGAAGGAAGAAGAUGUUACAAAAACCAUGUACCCUCCACCAGUUACCAGCACUGUCCAGCUGUCCAGCGAUCCUGAUGGGAAAAAAGUAGACCUUAUCUGCGAUGCUAUGAGAGCAGCCAUGGAGAACAUCAAUCCUCACAAGUACUGCCUAUCAAUACUCACCUCUCACGUGAAAAAAACAACCCCAGAACUGGAAAUUGUGCUGCAGAAGGUACACGAGCUUCAAGGAAGUGCUGCACCUGUUCCUGAUGCUGUGAGUGCUGAAGAGGCCCUGAAGUAUUUGCUGCUGCUUGUAGAUGUUAAUGAAUUAUAUGAUCAUUCUCUUGGGACCUAUAACUUUGAUUUGGUCCUCAUGGUAGCUGAGAAGUCACAGAAGGAUCCCAAAGAAUACCUUCCAUUUCUAAAUACACUUAAGAAAAUGGAAACGAAUUAUCAGCGGUUCACUAUAGACAAAUAUUUGAAACGGUAUGAAAAAGCCAUUGGCCACCUCAGCAAAUGUGGACCGGAGUACUUCCCAGAAUGCUUAAUCUUAAUAAAAGAUAAAAACUUGUAUAACGAAGCUCUGAAGUUAUAUCCACCAAACUCGCAGCAGUACAAGGACAUCAGCAUUGCUUACGGGGAACACCUGCUGCAGGAGCACCUCUGUGAGCCAGCAGGGCUCGUGUUUGCCCGCGCUGGUGCCCACGAGAAAGCUCUCAGUGCCUUUCUGGCUUGUGGCAGUUGGCAGCAAGCUCUCUGUGUGGCAGCCCAGCUUCACUUGACCAAAGACCAGCUGGCUGGCCUGGGCAGAACUCUGGCAGGAAAGCUAGCUGAGCAGAGGAAGCACGGCGACGCAGCCACAGUUUUGGAACAGUACGCCCAG